AUGAGAGAAAUCGUUCACAUCCAGGCGGGACAAUGCGGAAAUCAAAUCGGAGCGAAGUUCUGGGAGGUGAUCUCCGAUGAGCAUGGAAUUGAUCCCAGCGGCGCGUAUCACGGCGAUUCGGUGCUGCAAUUGGAAAGGAUCAACGUGUACUACAACGAAGCCAUGGGGCAGAAGUACGUCCCGAGAGCGGUGCUCGUCGACCUCGAGCCGGGUACGAUGGACUCGGUGCGAGCCGGACCAUUCGGCGAACUUUUCCGACCUGAUAACUUCGUAUUCGGUCAGAGCGGAGCGGGGAAUAACUGGGCGAAGGGACACUACACCGAAGGAGCGGAGCUAGUGGACGCCGUAAUGGACGUCGUUAGGAGAGAAUCGGAGAAUUGCGACUGUCUACAAGGGUUCCAACUGACCCACUCGCUAGGAGGCGGUACCGGAUCGGGCAUGGGGACUUUACUCAUUUCCAAGAUCAGGGAAGAGUAUCCCGAUAGAAUCAUGAGCUCCUUCUCCGUUGUGCCAUCGCCCAAGGUCUCGGACACCGUCCUGGUCGAGAACACUGACGAGACCUUCUGUAUCGAUAACGAAGCCCUCUACGACAUCUGCUUCCGAACGCUGAAGCUCACGUCCCCCACCUACAGCGAUCUCAAUCAUCUCGUAUCGGCCACCAUGUCUGGAGUGACAACAUGCCUCCGUUUCCCUGGUCAGCUUAACGCCGAUUUAAGGAAGCUCGCCGUCAACAUGGUUCCCUUCCCUCGACUCCACUUCUUCAUGCCGGGCUUCGCGCCCUUGACCGCGCGCGGCUCGCAGCAAUAUCGCGCGCUCACCGUGCCGGAGCUCACUCAGCAGAUGUUCGAUUCAAAGAACAUGAUGACGGCUUGCGAUCCCCGACACGGUCGCUACCUCACCGUGGCUGCAAUCUUCAGGGGACGCAUGAGCAUGCGAGAGGUCGACGAGCAGAUGCUGGGAGUGCAGACCAAAAAUUCCUCGUAUUUCGUCGAAUGGAUUCCGAACAACGUGAAAAUAGCCGUCUGCGACAUUCCUCCGCGCGGCCUCAAAAUGUCGGGGACCUUCAUCGGGAACUCCACGGCGAUCCAGGAAAUUUUCAAGCGGAUCUCGGAGCAGUUCACCGCCAUGUUCCGUCGGAAGGCGUUCCUGCAUUGGUACACCGGUGAAGGAAUGGAUGAGAUGGAAUUCACUGAGGCAGAAUCCAACAUGAACGAUCUUGUGUCGGAGUAUCAACAAUAUCAGGAGGCCACUGCCGAAGAUGAAGAGGCCGAGUUCGCCGAAGGCGAAUACGAGGAAACGGCGCCGGGCGAUGGGACGGAUAUACCCGAAGAGCACUGA
Galendromus occidentalis (western predatory mite) is the source of this 1338-nucleotide messenger RNA. Its product is annotated as tubulin beta-4 chain. Gene Ontology annotation, molecular function: GTP binding; structural constituent of cytoskeleton; GTPase activity. Gene Ontology annotation, cellular component: microtubule. Gene Ontology annotation, biological process: microtubule-based process. The transcript is spliced from 8 exons. NCBI's taxonomy places the organism in Eukaryota, Metazoa, Arthropoda, Arachnida, Mesostigmata, Phytoseiidae. Bases 1 to 1338 code for a protein of 445 amino acids. The record is from RefSeq and is a predicted model, not a curated record.